Molecule: messenger RNA, 2151 nt
Organism: Phytomonas sp. Hart1
Lineage: Eukaryota; Euglenozoa; Kinetoplastea; Trypanosomatida; Trypanosomatidae
Source: the annotation of a GenBank genome assembly
AUGGAGCUCUUUAUUUUCUACAAGCAGCUCGUGAACCCUGAUGUGGUUCCGGGCUACGUCCCGGCGGAUUACCUUCCCGAAGACCUCGUCGAGGUACGGGUGAUCACCGAUCCGCGGCAUCCCGCCUACCGCCAAAGCGGACUUUUCGCUAAACGGACGAUUUCGAACAACACCAUCGUCACGUCGUACGCCGGGUUUAUUGAGGUUUUCAGCACAUCGUGUAAUUCCCGAACCUACACAAUGGGCUUCGGCACGAUCAACGACGAUUACGCGCUGGAUGCGGAGUUUGUCGGGAACCACGGCCGCUUCGCCAAUGACCCGCGAAGUAUCGAAGGCUGCACGGCUAAUAUGACCGCGGAAAGUCGGUUCAACUCUCGUGGGGAGCCUUUCACGGCGCUGGUGGCACGUCGACAAAUCAAUGAGGGCGAGGAAAUAUUGAUGGCGUACGGCAAAGCACAUAGCUUAAGCCCUACACCUUGGAUCAAUGCACGUGGUGAGGCUCUCUUGCAGUACCGCAGCGGCGGUAUCAUACCAUUCCCAAAUCUAACACCGCUUAAAGGGGACCAAGAUGAAGGUGCUGAUGCUUUCCCUGGUGAAAAAACUGCACAGACGGCUGGUAGCAGUCCUCAGGAUUUCUUACUAAAUGAAGCGGUUUCUGUUUCUUCGUCGGCAUCGGUCGAUCUCACCGCUGCUUAUCAUAUCACCUGGGAAUGCACUCAAUGUGGCGCCUGGAACAUCUGCGCAAGCCCAUUAAUUUUAAAAAUUGAAUACUGCAGUCACUGUUCUACCCCAAAGUUAAGUGGCGCCAAGAUGGUUUCAGUACUUAGUUCCCCACCCAUCACCUCAGAGUUUUUGUCAGCAGAGGGUGGGAUUUCAGUGCCAUCUGACAUGGAUGCCAUUUUUCCAGCUGAACGAAGUGUUUCUCAUCUGCAUUCGGACGCAAACUCGUCUUCCCUACAUCCAUUGACAACACAGACACUGCAGACACCAGCGGGGUCCUCAUUUUCUCCGAAUCCCAAAAAACGAGGGCGCCCGCCGUUAGACCAUUCUGCAGCCUCCACACAUUUAAGCAGUUCUUUAGUGGGAAACCCUUUGCUGGGCUCUUCGGGUAAUGCCUGCAUUAGUCCUAACAAUCAUUCCCCUGGCUACAGCUCUGUGCAUGUGGACUGGCCCAUGAACAUUCCUUUCUUGCCAUGGCAAAUUUGGGAUAACGUCAUUUCAAUGGUUGCGCUUAGCAAGUACUCCAGAUUUGUCCCACACGAACACGUUUUUAUCUACAACGUCAACAGUCAUGAUGAGCAUCUCUUUAUCGUCUAUAACGACGGACCCAGUGACGAAAACCUGGAUCCGAAUGAGCCCGACCCCUCAAAGGAGGCUUUGAUGCAUCGAGAUGAAGGGCGCAGGAUGGGCACGUCCAAACUCGGACGCCUGCCCAAACAACGAGGUCGGCAGUCGGGGAAGUCCACGGACGGCGCGGAUUUGGAUUGCUGCGUGCGGUAUGGGUGGGUCCGGCCCUCCCCUAGUGGGAGAGCCGACACCGCCCUCCCACCACGGGCCGAUGUGGAUGCCGUGAAACCCUCAACGAACACGCUUGAAUGCCGCGAGCUUCUUUUUUCGCGCAACCUCCUCCACGCCCACCCGAAUAUGGAUGGGUUUACCCUUCUUCAUACGCGUCGGGCCCCACAGGUGGGGGGGUGGCCGACCCCGCUGGAGGCCACGCGCCGGCUUCUGCUCAACCUCACGCGGCGCCAAUUCUCCGGCAAGGCUUUCCAACCCGGGGAGUUGGUGGGGUACAUGGGGGGGUGUAUUGUCUCGAUGAGCGACGCGCGAUGCCGUCCGGGGGACUCCCCGUUGGCGAUCCCGAUGAAGUACCUCAUCCCCCGCCUCUGGAGGCUCGAGCGGGGGGGGCAAACGCGGCCCCCGGGCCCCCCCGACCGCGGUGGCUCCGCCGCUGUCGAAGGGGAAGCCGCCGACCUCCUCCGACGGCUCUCCGCGCUUUGUCUGGUGGUGACCAACGACAUGAUGUACUGCCCCUGCCUCGCACUGGCCGACCCCGAGGACGACGAGGGGGGAGGGGGGACGACCUCUCGCCCGCGCGCGCGCCUCGGGAGCCGGACCCCGCCCUCGUCGAGGAGGCGGACAUGCUUUUGA